Messenger RNA from Dalotia coriaria, 2477 nucleotides. Its product is annotated as membrane-associated tyrosine- and threonine-specific cdc2-inhibitory kinase-like. Gene Ontology annotation, biological process: protein phosphorylation; negative regulation of G2/MI transition of meiotic cell cycle; meiotic cell cycle. Gene Ontology annotation, molecular function: ATP binding; protein tyrosine kinase activity. Gene Ontology annotation, cellular component: cytoplasm; nucleus. NCBI's taxonomy places the organism in Eukaryota, Metazoa, Arthropoda, Insecta, Coleoptera, Staphylinidae. The record is from RefSeq and is a predicted model, not a curated record.
AGCUGUCAACACGCAUGCGCGUUAAAUUGUAUCACAAAACGUUAUACAAAUUAAAACCCAAAUAAAAACAGGUGAUAACUUUUAGAAAUUAAAAACUUAAUAUUUAACAAUAAUAAAACGUAGCUAAUUGUUUCUAAAAACUUUAAAUAAACUAAAAUAAAAUGUGAGUAUGGGCGUCUCUUUCUAAUACGGUUGUGAGGUUAAGAGUGAAUUUUAUUUCUCUUUUCAUUGAAUAAUUCACACUAAAAACAAUUCUAACCACCAAUAACUGUUUCAACUCAUUCUCCGCCUAUGGGAUUUUUACGGCUGAUGUCCAUAGCUGUUAUCUCAGUAAUUCGGUGUACAAUCGAAGGGCAUGCAACAGCGGCAUGCCAAGCGGACCUAAGAAAAUCUAGUCCAUAGAGUAGAUAAAUACAUGGAUAUAGGUGAACUAUGAACCAUCAUGGAUUCCACAACGAAAAACUCACGCAAAGUGAGAAAGGUUAGAGAAGGAACAAGCCGAAUUGAAGCAGUGAGCACGUUGCCUGAUAACAGUAUCAGUACAGUACCGAGACCAGCGCCGAACCACUACGACUUGCGAAAUGGCAAAACGUUCAUCAUUAGGCCAUCCUCAAAAUCAGCUGAAGAACAAAAUCACCCUAUAAAAUGUCCACCCUUAUCACAUAAGAUACAAAGAAAUUUGUGUCUAAACAACAACCAUUUGAGAAGUUAUGGAGCCAGGGCAUUAGGAAAAAAAGGACAACUAAGCUUAAAUUAUGAUAAAAGCUUAAAAACAAAGUACAUCAACCAACUCUUCAGUGAGCAGAAGAAGAUUGGUGAAGGAUCAUUUGGUGCAGUCUAUUCCUAUUAUUCCCUAGAAGACCAACAAACAUAUGCAAUUAAAAUCAUUCCAAAGAGAUAUAAACAGAAUGAUAUCCACAAUUUGGAUGCAGUUGAUGGUUUACCCUAUUGUAUUCAGUACUACAAUGCUUGGGAGGAAGACAACCUGGUUUACAUUCAACUGGAGCUAGGAGUGAUGAGCUUGGCUGAUUAUGCUCAGAAGAAUCAUAGUAUCUGUGAAGAGGAGUGCUGGUAUAUUCUGCAUGACAUCACCAAUGCCAUGAUGUGCUUGCAUGGUAACCAAUAUGUGCAUAUGGACAUAAAGCCUGAGAAUAUUGUGAUUACACCUGAAGGCAAAUAUAAAUUAUGUGAUUUUGGAUUGUUGUAUAAAUUGAAUCAGAAGAAAAGUUCAGUACCUUCAUGUGAAGGUGACGCUAAAUACAUAGCAAGUGAAAUACUUCAGGUAGUGACACCUGCUGGGGACAUUUUCUCCUUGGGAAUUUCUAUAUUGGAAAUUGCAAUGGAUCUACUACUUCCUAUACAUGGCGAAUUAUGGCACGAGAUACGAAAUUGUGAUUGGCGGACUUUGCCCAAAGGUGAAAAAAGACGUAUAUCAAUAGAAAUGGAACAACUAUUAAAUUGGAUGAUGAGUUCCCAAGCUGACCAACGACCAUCAGCACUUCAACUAUUGGGAUCACCCGCGAUAAAAAUGCGUUCACGAUUGAAGAAGACUCGGUUCAAUUACUUUGACGAUUGGUAUCAAAAGUAUCUUGCGCAGAAGGACGUCGAGUUAGUGCCGACUAUUGUCGUUAAUCACGAUAAUACCUUCGACUGCUCAACCGAUUUCGACCUGGACAUCGAAAAUGACAACAUCAAAACGCCGCCGCGCCGAAUCUCAUCGAUUCUCAUCUGCCAGCGUACGAAGUAGUUUAAUUUCCAGGUUGUAGGUAGUAUUCGUACUCACCAGACAGGGUUCAGAAUUUUAUUUCGGUUUUUAAACGAAUUUAUUUUAGUUAUGCACAAGUAAGCAUUCUCAGUCAGCAGUUCAAAACCGCGGAGCAAAUCCGCCCUAAAUUCAGUCGCACGGUGUGAUAAUUUUGUAAUGUUUAGUCAUGUGAAUAUUUCUAAGUUAACAGUCGCACAUUCCAUCAACAGUAUUACGCCAUUCAUUUCGAAUUAGGUAAAGAAAAAACAUUGGUUGGUGACUGCUGCACCAAUCUGCAAAUUUUAGUGAAAGAAAAAUGGCAUCUUCAAUUUGUUGUUUGUAUUGUUUGUAAUGGAAUGUGAACUGAUGGGGGUGUUGCAAAGGUUUAGUUUAGCUAUUUUAUAUUGCUGCCUUUUUUGAAAUUUUAGGUAUUCGUUGUUGUGUGUGUUGUUCCUUUUUAGAUGCAUUUAUCAAAUGAACCAUUUCAUUCGGGUAUAUUUUGUUACUUGAUAAGUCCUAAUUCAGUUUGUAUUAUUGUGUCUAAUGACGAGAGGCGUGGCUGAUGAUAAUAAUGAAGACAAUCGAGAUGUGAUUUUCCGGUGGCCUUAUGGAUGCUCUUAACUGUUAUGAAAAGUCAUUCUCGCAUUUGCGGAACACUUGCGAAUCAUUUACAUUUGUGAGAUAACGUACACGUAUAUAUGAGGCAUUUGUCAAUAUAUUUAUAACUAUCUCA